Messenger RNA from Sebastes umbrosus (honeycomb rockfish), 1893 nucleotides. RefSeq names its product testis expressed 261 (gene tex261). NCBI's taxonomy places the organism in Eukaryota, Metazoa, Chordata, Actinopteri, Perciformes, Sebastidae. Gene Ontology annotation, molecular function: COPII receptor activity. Gene Ontology annotation, cellular component: endoplasmic reticulum membrane; Golgi membrane; COPII-coated ER to Golgi transport vesicle. The transcript is spliced from 6 exons. The record is from RefSeq and is a predicted model, not a curated record. The coding region runs from base 182 to 772 and encodes 196 amino acids. Gene Ontology annotation, biological process: endoplasmic reticulum to Golgi vesicle-mediated transport.
GUGAUGCUACACCCAGAACCAUCCUGAGUGCAGGCCCUUCUUGUCUCCUCUCCUCGGCCUCUACUGAACACACUGAGGGGCAGGAACUUUGACCGGUUCUCCACAGAGCUAGUUAGCAGCCCUGCUAGCUCGUUUUCUGUCUUAUUUUCAUAUAUUUGUGUGUCGUUUCACAUGCAGAGAGAUGUGGUUUAUUUAUUUACUCAGCUGGCUGUCGCUAAUCAUCCAGAUAUCCUUCGUCACUCUAGCAAUAGCUGCUGGCCUGUACUACUUGGCCGAACUAAUAGAGGAAUACACAGUAGCCACCAGUCGAAUAAUAAAGUACAUGAUAAUGUUCUCGACAGGCAUGCUGGCAGGUCUCUAUCUCUUUGAAGGUUUCCCAGUGUUGAUGGUGGGAGUCGGCCUCUUCACCAACCUGGUGUACUUCGGCCUCCUGCAGACUUUCCCCUACAUACUGCUGAGCUCCCCAAACUUCAUCCUCUCUUGUGUGUUGGUAGUGGUGAACCAUUAUAUGGCCUUCCAGUACUUUGCACAAGAGUAUUAUCCAUUCUCAGAGGUGCUGGCGUACUUCACCAUCUGCCUGUGGGUGAUCCCCUUCGCCUUCUUUGUGUCACUGUCAGCGGGGGAAAACGUGCUUCCGUCCACCAUGCAACAAGGAGAUGAUGUGGUGUCUAAUUACUUCACCAAGGGCAAGAGAGGAAAGAGGUCCGGGAUCCUCCUCGUGUUCUCUUUCCUCAAGGAGGCAGUGCUGCCCAGCCGACAGAAAAUGUACUGAGGAGCUCGGACUCGGGGUGAAACCUUGGGGGUCAGGGUGUGUGUGAGUGAGUGUAUGUGUUGGAGAUUAAGGGGAAGCAGGAAAGACUUUGGAAAUUUGUUUCUGGAUGGGACUUAAAAACGAAAACAGUGUCCAAAGUGGAAGAGGACGCACACUAAGAGGACGGACCAAUGAACGGAGCAGAGCUUCCUGCUGGACGAGUUUACACAGGCCACGUUCGUCUCUUUGUUUUUCUGUCUGUUUGUACUGACUGCCAACGACUUCUACUAGAGACCUCUUUGUCGGGGGUCUUAUCCGUAGCGCAACGCUUUCUUAUCGUCAUGUUGGACUCCUCCAUUUUUUAAGCUUUGGUAUUCAAAUGUGUAUGAAACUAACAACUGACAAAUACAUGUACGUUUUGACUUUGGCAGAUAAAUCAUCAGUUUUCUUCUUGAGAUGCUGUCAUUUGUGUGUUGUAGGUCUCACACUUGAUCUGAUUCAGUACACACAAAGUAGCUUUGAAGACAGGUUAGGAGACGAAAUACAACUAGUGAAAACUUUGUCUCCUCAGAUGAAGAAGGUUGGAGAUAAGUGAAACAGCUUAAAGGUACUUUCUGGCUAAAUCGUGAUGUCCAAGCUUAGAUUUUGGUGUGAGGAUUUCCGGCAAAGUUGCAGGAAAAAUGCCAUAGAAAUGCUUAUUACGAUUACUUAAAAUCAGAAAGCGCAGUCUGAAGUUAAAUUGAAACACUCUUAAAUUAAAGUGAGCUACUAUGGGUAUCUCCCAGUCUGGAUCAUCUACAUGUGGACACAAAAACGAUGCACUACGUUGACUUUUUUUCUUGCAUCUACAGAGUCAUUAAUCACCAGCGUUGUAGUCUGCCUGUCUUUUUUGGACUGUUUUUAAAAAAUUCACAGUAAUAACAAACCGAUUUUUGUACACUGAUCACGUCAGACGACUAAUGAAAACUUGUGAAGAUCGAACCUGUGCAAUGACUCUGGUGUGUCGGGGACAAAAGCCGCUCAAAGCGGUUUGAUGAAAGUGCUAUUAAAGAGGGGCGAAAUUCUUUUUACCAAUUACGGAGUGCGAUUCAUUGUAGGCUGGUAUGCACACAAAUGUAUAAUAAAAGAUUUUGUUGAAAUAA